CUUUGGUUGUUUUAUCGACUAGAGUUCUGGUUAAUUUACUCCCCUUUUUCAAAUGGGUUUCUUUUUCAUGGCAAAUUAAAUCCACAGUUUGUUGUUAUUUCAGGGAAGUCGAAAGAUAAGCGCAGAAACAAGCAUAGAAAAGGUGAUGCCCAUACGGAAUUCCUACAAUUGUCAAAGGAUGACUAUUUUGCAAAGAAUAAUGAGUUCGCUGCCUGGCUAAAGGAAGAGAAAAAUGUGUUUUUCUCUGAUCUGUUGUCCGAGUCAGCACGUGAGUUGUUUACAGAUUUUGUCAAAGCUUGGAAUAAAGGAAAACUUGAUUCACACUACUAUGAAGGCAUCGCAAGCGGACCCCGCACAUCCCAUAACUGGAAGAUCAAGAAGUAACUUUAGUUUUAAGAGCAGUCGUUUGAUCCAAUCUAUGUGGAACUUUUAUUUAGCUCCAUUCUAACCACCAAACUUGAUACAGAAAAUUCAAAUGUUUUUUUUCCUUUAUCGGUGUAAAUUCAUUCUACAAAAAUCUACAAGAAUUAGUUUCGGGAAGGAAAUUGUUUCUUGAUUGUAUUUCAUGAAAGUCAAUUAUGAGUAUCAACAUAAUUCAGUGCAAUAAAAUAGACUAGACAAUGACUAACUAA
Molecule: messenger RNA, 632 nt
Organism: Vigna umbellata (rice bean)
Lineage: Eukaryota; Viridiplantae; Streptophyta; Magnoliopsida; Fabales; Fabaceae
Source: RefSeq, a predicted model, not a curated record